Sardina pilchardus (European sardine) is the source of this 4297-nucleotide messenger RNA. RefSeq names its product CREB regulated transcription coactivator 2 (gene crtc2). The coding region runs from base 61 to 2955 and encodes 964 amino acids. Gene Ontology annotation, biological process: positive regulation of transcription by RNA polymerase II; protein homotetramerization. Lineage: Eukaryota; Metazoa; Chordata; Actinopteri; Clupeiformes; Clupeidae. The transcript is spliced from 14 exons. Gene Ontology annotation, molecular function: cAMP response element binding protein binding. The record is from RefSeq and is a predicted model, not a curated record. Gene Ontology annotation, cellular component: cytoplasm; nucleus.
GGGUCACCGAUAGCUUACUGAAGAACUCACUCACUACUGUUAAAUACUAUUGGGUCGAUAAUGUUUAUGGCAGGUACAGGUUUUGGGGGUCGAGGGUGUAACCAAGGACCAAGUUCAGGAUCUGGCUCUGCGGGAUGUAAUCCACGCAAGUUCAGCGAGAAAAUUGCCCUUCAUACUCAGCGCCAGGCUGAAGACACCGCCGCCUUCCAAGAGGUUAUGAUGGACAUCACUUCCACCAAGCUACAGGUCCAGAGAGCUCGUCAGACCAGAAAUCUGACGCCAUAUUAUGGUGGUUCCUUGCCCAAUGUUAACCAGAUUGUAAGAGCUACAUGUGAUUCUCAGGGUCAGGUGUCAUACAACCCUGAGCACAGUUGUGUACCUCGCCGUCACCUGAUGUCAGAUCAGUCCCAUAGAGAGUCACCAGGCCGACCCAACAGAAGACAUACUGAUAGUGCACCUUACCACUCGGUCCACCAGUCUCCUCCUCCUGGCUCCUACUGGAGAAGGAACUGGCCAAACAGCUGCACCACCGACAAAGGCCAAGAGGUCCGCCUCCCAGCGACAGCUCUGAAUAGGACAAAUUCCGAUUCGGCCCUGCAUACCACUGUACGUAACACACACAUCGGUGACCAGAUGAGCUCGGGCCAGUGUCUCACGCCCCGGAAUAGACGCAGUGCGUUCCCAUAUCCUGUGCCUCUCAUCGAAGAGAAUAUGCCAGAGGAAAACAGGCCUUUCAAAAGUGACUGUAAAAAGUUGUCCGAAGUGCCAUCAGGAAGUGGCAAAGCCUUCAGCCAACAUGCCAUCCCCCCUCCCAGCCAGCAGGGCGGCAGCCUCCUCCCGUUGCCCUCCUCUCUGAACAUGAGUGGUUCUCUGCCGGACCUCUCCAGCCUGCACCUGCCCUCCUCCCAGCCCACCAGGCUGGAGCUGGACUCCCUGGGCCAGGCCUCGUGCUUGACCUCCUCCAGCAGCUCUGACCACCUGCCCGGAGCUCUCGCUCACCCCGGCCUCAAGACGGACGAUGCCUAUCACCUACCUGGUUUAUCACCAAUGCCAGUUUCUCUCAGCAACCCUCUGCUUCAGUCUUCAUUAAGUAGCCCCAACAUCCAGACGUCUCUGAGCAGCAACUCCCUCCCCAACUCCUUGAGCUCUGCCUCCUUACAUCUCUCUCUGAGUAACUCCUCCCUCAAGUCGUCCCUUAGCAACCAAUCCCUGCUGUCCUCUCUCAGCAGCUCCUCCCUCAGCAACCAGUCCCUCCAAUCAGCUGCCAGCCACUGCAGCUACAGCAGCGGCAUUGGUGGAUCACGUUCUUGCUCUUCCUCUUCCCUGUCCUGUUCCUCACGGGCAUCCAACCAAUCGCACCCUCCGGCGUCGUCACGGAAACGGAACCAGCUCAGCCCGCUCAUCUUGCCCAGUGGGGGGGAGUCUCGCUGGCACCACCCGAAGCAGUUCUCCCCGACCGUGUCCCCAACACUGUCCUCCAUCACUCAGGGGGUGCUUCUCAACACCAAUCAGAUGUCACGGGACUCCCGACCUCCUGCGUAUCCCUACAGCCAGCCACAGCCACACGCUGGUCCUCCAUCUUCCCAGCAGCCAUUGCAACACCUGCCAUACGCUCCAACAGAAGGGCAGCUCCACCAUCAGCUGUCCGCUGUAGAGCCACCUAUGCACAGUGCCAACCUCCAGCAGCAGCCACACCAAGCACCCGUGCCAAGCCAACGACUGCAUCAGCAGCCCUUACAGCAUCCAUCGUACCAGCCACCCAUGUACCCAAAGCGCCAGGCUCAGCAGUGUCAACAUGCUCAGCCACCCCAGCCACAGAGCCACCUCCUCAAGCACCUGCAGGCCCCGAGCCCUCCACCCUCGCAGCUCCCACCUUACCUCGGCCAGGACCCAGGCCCAGGCCCCAACCCCCCGCCCAGCCAGCAGCACCUACGCCACCACCCACACCAGCACCAGAACCAGCACCAGCACCAUCAGCAGCUUCCUCAGCAGCAGCCAUAUCACUGUGAGCAGAGCCAGCCGCUCCACCACGUUGGACCUCCACCACAGCAGCCUUACGCCCAGCCGUUUAUCCUCCAGCAGCACCACCACAGCCAGUGGCCACCGCACCAUCUCCAGCCUGACCCUCAUGCUCCACAUGUGCUGCACCACCACCAUCAACAACAACAACAGCAGCAGCAACAACAACAACAACAACAGCAACAGCAGCAGCAGCAGCAGCAGCAACAGCAACAACAACAACAACAGCAACAACAACAACAACAACAGCACCACCAUCAUCCACCUUGGGCUUCUCCAAACCCUGCCAUGCCUGGCCCAAAUCAGGGCCAUCCUUGGCAGAAGGAGACAGACCUCCACGGGCCCCUGCCCAGUGUGGGAACUCUGCCCACUCAGGAGCACAUCCGAGCGGGCACAGCGAUGAGGGUGCAGAGCCAACGGAGAUCCAAGAGCCAGCUGCAGGAGACUGCAGCGGCAGGAAGUGCCCACUCCGGGACCCCCCAGAAGAUGCCCCAGACUCAGCCAACAGGCAUCUCCUCACAGGGGGGUGGGCCCUGUCUGGACACCAGCAUAGGCCUUAAUAAUGAGUCCUACAUGGGUCUGCACCUCACACCCAGCCAGACCAAGGCCCUCUCCCAGCAGUUGGGUCAACUUUGCAAAGAGCCUGGGUCCAGUGCUGUCACAGAGGUGGGGAUGCAGACUGCUGCCACAGAGAAAGAAGUCUCUCCUUUCCAGGGCCUUGAUCCUGGGCUGGAGCAGAAACACAACACAGGAUUGUGCCAUAGCUUCUCUGAUACCAUGCUAACAGAUGCAGCAUCCUGGCUGGACCAGGAGAUUGCUGGUUUCCCUGGCAACAUGCUGGAGCUGGACGAAGAGGCCUUGGAGCUGAGCAUCUUGAGGGAUGAGUUCACCAGCGAGUCUGCCGCGGAGGGGGCAUUCUACAACCCCAUCAACUGACCCGGGCAUGAGCACGCCGCUGAAGGUCAGCUGGAGGUCAUCUCCCUACAGGUUUAGAGCCCCUCUCUAUCUAUGGAAGGUAUGACGCCAUGAAUGUGAUGAUCACAGUGUAAUUAUGUCAACUAAGAAUUAUCCAUAUGAUAUGCAGUGAUCUCCAGAUCACCAUUUUUAGACUGGAGUAUGUAUGUAGAGUAUUGACAUGAAGAUGUUUCUGAUGCACAGAUAUGGGGACAGAGCUAAAUCUGUAAAUCUCCAAGUAUCAAGUAUGCCAUAUCUACCAAUCCUCCUAAUUGUGACCCUGCCAGGCUAAACCAGUCGCUUUACGCCCUAUGCUGUAUUGAGAAAAUCCACAAUAAACAAACGUUCAGGCUAAAAUGUUGAAUUUCAAGUUUUCACCUUAUUCGACAGUAUACAGUCUACAAUUUCAUGUGUUGAACAACUUUCAUGGAAAAACAUAUACGCUUUGACUCUUAAAUCCGGUGAAGUAUCGACACAUUAGCAGACCAUUGUCCACGCCACUUAAAAAGGCGAUUUUCUCCUCUUCUAUAGCAUGUCAUGACAGGAGACCCAUGUCAACUUCGAAUGCGGUUAUCUUAGCGACCGUUUGUCCAAUACCCUUGAUAAACAUAUCGUUGGAAAGCUUAGUUUAUGGCUGUUCAUUUGAGCACAAUAAAUUAAUUUUGUACAUUUUACCAAAGCAACUGGUUUCGCCUGGCAGGGUCACAAUUCAGAAAGUAAACGUGUGGUUAAAGAGAGAAUUGCCUAUUUAUUAGGCAUUGUAUUCUAUUAUAUUGUCCUGAAUUAUUGUGUGGAAUUCUCCUUAGACAUUGUAUAAGACAUGUCAACAUUUAUGUUGUGAGGUCAUUAAAAUAGAAAGAAUUUCUUGAAAACAUAUCUAUUUCUCUUGCAAAAAAAAAAAGAAAAAAAAUCUAGAAAAGGAAAUGUUCUCAAAAGGUCAUGGUCAACCCUUUAAUAAGCUGUCACUCGACAACUGUAUUUUGUAUGUGCCAGCCUGAUCAAUCCUUUCAAUCUAAUGAUUUUUUUUAAAUGAAACUGUUUGCUUUAAGCUUUUGUGUAUAUGAUGCUAAUAUUAUGACUGUAUUGUCAUGCUUAUUUAUUCUAUAUUUUCAAAUAUAUGUUUUAUAUUUUAAAAGCCACUUCUCUCGCUGGUAGAGAUGAUGAAUGCAUUUUUGUGCUUAGAUAGCUUUCUUGCCCCCAAAAAACAAGAUAAACAGUGUUUUCUGUCGCAAACAAGUAAUACUUGAGUAAAACAAACAAAAGCAUUGUUUAUUAUUCAUUACUGCCUUGACAUUUUGCAAUAGUAAAUGUUUUCUUAUGUGAA